This is a messenger RNA of Malassezia restricta, 1155 nucleotides long. Its product is annotated as cation efflux family protein. The transcript has 2 exons. Gene Ontology annotation, molecular function: monoatomic cation transmembrane transporter activity. NCBI's taxonomy places the organism in Eukaryota, Fungi, Basidiomycota, Malasseziomycetes, Malasseziales, Malasseziaceae. Gene Ontology annotation, biological process: monoatomic cation transport; transmembrane transport. Bases 1 to 1155 code for a protein of 384 amino acids. The record is from RefSeq and is a predicted model, not a curated record. Gene Ontology annotation, cellular component: membrane.
AUGGAAAGUGCUGCGAGUCAUGCACCUACAUUCAUGAGUGAUUCAGAUACGACAAUUUAUGAAGAUCAACCCUGGUUUCUGGACAAGCCAGCCCAUCAGCAUCACGGCCAUCAUAACGAACAUGGCCAUGAUCACAAGCAUGGCACAGAUUGGUCAGAUAUCUUGGAUGGUGGACGAAAUGUGACCCGCAUCGCCAUACUUUCUCUUUCUUUGAACAUGGUUGUGAUGCUUUUGAAGUGCGCCGCUGGCACGUAUCUACACAGCUUAUCACUUAUGGCAGAAGCAAGCCAUGCCGUGUCCGACUCACUCAGUGACCUUUUAACGUUAGUCUGCAUGUACAAGGCAAGGCAAAGACCUAGUGCCAAGUUUCCGCUCGGGUAUGGCAAGCUGGAACCCCUGGGCUCGUGUCUUUCGAGCCUCAUGCUCCUACUGACGUCUCUCGGUAUAGGCGCCCAAGCACUGUUUCAGUUUAUCGAGACCGUUUUUCCAUCCUAUCUCGCAUGGGCGAAUCAUAUCUUAUCUUGGAUUCCUGUACUACAUGAGCAUCAUCAUCACCAUUCUCGAGACAUUGAAAACGAGCAUGGAAAAAGCUUAUACGGUUUGGCUUUGGUCGUAUUUUCCAUGCUGGCAAAAGAAGCCAUGUACCACAUCAUGCGGAAAACUGCGCGGGUCGCACAAAGUUCCGUUCUUGAAGCUAGUGCACUGCAUCAGCGGAUGGAGAGUUUGGGUUCUGCCAUGUCCCUAGUGACCAUCAUGUUUUCGUCUUUCGGAUACGAAUGGCUCGAUUCGCUUUGUGGUAUCAUUCGUGCUCUGUAUAACGGCAUGGAUUCUUGGCAUCUUACACUGACGUCUCUUGGACAAUUGUGUGAUUGCAGCGCAAACCCCGAGACCAUAAAAGAGGUGCAAGAACAAAUGGAAUGCGCAGUGAUACAAGCUCAACAUCUGCCCGAGCUGCCAACCUUUACUUGGAACAACGUCAUCGUGGUGUCGCAUGGCUCAGGUCUGAGCAUGUAUGUGACUCUAUUACUACCAUCUCACACAACACUGAAACGAGCCCUCGCUGCCGAAGCAUGGGUGCAGGAAUACUUCCAUACACACUAUACCAAGAUCCAAAUCCUACGAAUCAAGAUGGACAUUCGCGAGAAAAUGGAGUAG